Aspergillus heteromorphus CBS 117.55 is the source of this 1442-nucleotide messenger RNA. It is a transcript of the gene hapE, whose product is annotated as CCAAT-binding factor complex subunit HapE. Bases 343 to 1143 code for a protein of 266 amino acids. The record is from RefSeq and is a predicted model, not a curated record. Gene Ontology annotation, cellular component: CCAAT-binding factor complex; nucleus. Gene Ontology annotation, biological process: regulation of DNA-templated transcription. Gene Ontology annotation, molecular function: DNA-binding transcription activator activity, RNA polymerase II-specific; DNA binding; protein heterodimerization activity. The transcript has 5 exons. NCBI's taxonomy places the organism in Eukaryota, Fungi, Ascomycota, Eurotiomycetes, Eurotiales, Aspergillaceae.
UGUCCUUCCCCCGCACCUUUGCAACCGGCUAUUCUUGGCGCGUCAUCGUUGCGCACCAUAACUGAGUAGUAUCUACUCCUAAUCUAUCGACUACAAGCUCUUUUCUCGCCUGACGGUAUUGAUGACUAUACUCAGUUUCCAGGCAACUAGUCCGAUUACUUGUCAACACUAGGCCCUGCUAUCAGACCAGCUGACUCGCCUUGACCCCGAAGCCUGUCGCGUCGCAUUCCUUCCGCUACCACAUUCGAAUAGUCAAGCUUUUUGCUGCCCGAUUUAAUUGAUGAAAAUAUCGCCGUGCUUAUAUCUUUUUUGACAAAGAAAGGCUGUGAGAAUAAUACCAUCAUGGAACAGGCUGCGCAAAACUCUGGGCAACAGCAAGGCAGACAACAGCCUGUGUACGACACGAGAAACGGUGGACAUUAUGGUGCCAGUGCCGCGCUUUCUGCACAAGGAUAUGCGCCUGUUGCUGAACUUUAUACUGGAACAUGGGCCAAUGUGAAUCAAGGUUUACAGGGGACAGCCCGCGACAUCCUAACAACAUAUUGGCAGCACAUUAUCAAUCAUCUUGAAUCAGAUAACCAUGAUUACAAGAUACAUCAACUUCCGCUAGCUAGAAUCAAAAAGGUCAUGAAGGCUGACCCAGAGGUAAAGAUGAUAUCAGCAGAGGCGCCAAUACUUUUUGCUAAGGGUUGUGAUAUUUUUAUCACCGAGCUUACCAUGCGGGCGUGGAUUCAUGCCGAGGACAAUAAGCGACGUACCUUACAGAGAUCCGAUAUUGCUGCGGCUCUUUCCAAGUCUGACAUGUUCGAUUUCCUCAUUGACAUAGUACCUCGCGAAGAAGCUACAUCGCAUGCAAAACGAUCUAGCCAGGCAGCUGGAGCUUCAGCAGGCGUUCCGGGUCCUGCAGGAGCCACUGGUCAACUACCACCGUCACAACACGGUGUUCAGCAUACAUCACACCACAUGCCUCCCCCAGACUAUAGUUCCCUUGGACAACAUAGUCUCCAGGAACCGGAAUAUCGCCAACCAGCAAUGUAUGCGGGGGCCGUUCAAUCGGAUCCGACAGGUGCUUAUGGCCAGCAUCAACCCCAAAUGUUCGAAGGAAUGUAUGCUGCUUACCCGCAUUUACCGCCUCAGCAGUGAAUGCACCAGAUACAGCUGGGUGGCAUAUAAAAGUAUCGUAUCCUACUUACGCUAUGAUAUUGAUUCUGUUAUUCUGUCAAAGGCUAUAUCACUAGGUGUGUUCCAAUUGCCAUCCAUUGCGAAGGACUAUAAAGACCUUGCGCAGCAGAUCUCAUGCCCUGUUCAGCCACGCAAUGUAUUGUCUUGAUAUGUGAUGUAAGGAGUAUCAUCAUUUGACGCCACAGGGGGGUGGAUUGUAAAGUGAUGAGGGCAAUUCAUGUUUUCUUGCCAAAUCUCGAUGAAAGUGUCGUAAAUUUAUC